Messenger RNA from Naegleria fowleri, 1236 nucleotides. RefSeq lists its product as uncharacterized. The transcript has a single exon. The coding region runs from base 1 to 1236 and encodes 411 amino acids. Gene Ontology annotation, molecular function: protein binding. NCBI's taxonomy places the organism in Eukaryota, Heterolobosea, Eutetramitea, Acrasida, Naegleriidae. The record is from RefSeq and is a predicted model, not a curated record.
AUGUCCUCCAAAUCAUUUCUCGUGUUGAUCAUCGUCAUUGUUUGCAGCACUAUCUCCGCACUCUGUGAAAGCUCUCUUCGGUCCGGAACAUUCUCAAAUUCCACAACAACCAUCACAGAAUUAGAUCACAACAAUCCUCACACUCGUCUUGCCUCUACCAUCCACACCUUCCUCCAAAAUUAUCAUGAUGAAUACAAACAAUCCCAAGAAUCCCAACAACAACAACAAUACACACUUUUGAACACUAACAAGAACCACCACUUGUUAUCAAAUUCCUUUCCAUCACAUUCACCAAACAACAAGAAGAAUUCACGACGUUCCUCCUCCUGUGUUGCCGUUCAACCUUCCAUCGAGAGUUGUGGAGGUAUGAUUGCCAACAAUGUGAGCACUCUCGUCGCCAAUUCUCUCUCCUUCUACAAGGCUCAAGUCACCAACUCGAUUGACAACUUUGUGGAAAAAGUCAAAUCCAAUUACAAUGGAGAGAUGCCAUCGGGAUGUGAAGCCUCCGCUCGAAGUUACUUUUGUUCCGCCACUUUCCGUCAUUGUUUGGAAGAUUCGGAAGGACAGGUUGAAAUUGAAAAACCCUGUCAAUACAUUUGCAUGAAUUUGUACCUCAAUUGUAUUAAGGAGAAAACCAUAGCUUUGAAAAGUGCUGAUCAUUAUUGUGGAACCAUUCAAAGACCUUCAGAUGCUUAUGCCCAACCACCCAUUUGUACCGAUGUGUAUAUGGAUCGAGCCAUGAGUGAUUAUUUAGCGAUGGGUUUAACCUUGUUGGGAAAUGCCAUGUUGUGUGGUGGUGUGUGUAGUGUGAGUUUGUGUGUCUGUAUGGCCAUGAAUUGGAUCACAGAAAGAAGAACAAAGAGAGGAGGAUCAAACAUGGAUGAUGAUGAUGAUGACAAUGAUCACCAACCAUCUCGUGAUUCCAUCGUCAUGUCCAGUGGUGAUUCCUCUUCGCCUUUACCUUUUCAUAUCAAUUCAAGUUCCUAUUUCAAGAAUAAUCAUCGAACUAGUCUUCUUGCUGAACAAAUUCCAUUUGCAUUCGGUAGUGGUGGUGGUGGUAUCACGAGUACUCGAACGACGUUUGGAAGUGUGGAUCUGACGUCCAUAGUAGUGGUCGAUGCGUCGUCCUUGUCAACGACACCAACAACAAACAUCGCCACCACCAACAAUGAAGAGUCUCCAAAGGAAAGUUCUGCCAAGGAGAUGGAUGUGACAGCCAAACAUGAAGAAAUUUAA